Molecule: messenger RNA, 1715 nt
Organism: Cuscuta campestris
Lineage: Eukaryota; Viridiplantae; Streptophyta; Magnoliopsida; Solanales; Convolvulaceae
Source: the annotation of a GenBank genome assembly
GACAAAAUGGUAAUAACAUUGGACGCGAUGGAGAGCAGUACUCCACUCUUCUCCCCUUCACUCGUGACUCGCGAGUCAACUCAGCACAGAACCGCACGCACCACUUCUUCUCCUUUCUCGUUAGUUGAACACCGUCAACGCUCUACCAUGAUCAACCGCACCGCUCACUUCCCGGCACCGCACCACUGGAACUUUUCUCGGCAAGCACCGCCGCAUUCCGCCGCCGCUGCGGCUCAUCAUCAUAUCUCCUCGUCGCCGCCGCCGUCCAAGUUGCACGUAUAUUUCAGUCCGCCAUUGAUCGCGAUGCUGGUCGUCAUCGCGGCGGCUUUUGUAGUAAUCACUUACUCGAGGGUGAUUUCGCGCCACCUCAUCCACGUCCACCGCCGCUACCGACGGUGGCGCCGCUGGAGGAGGCGAUACGUGCCGUCGUACUCCGCCGACGAUGUUGAGUCCCCUCCCUACUCGUUCGAUACCGCCGACGGUUUGUACGUUUUCUCUCCGUACGGACUGGACGAGUCCGCGAUCAAAGCAAUCCCGCUCUCCAUCUACAGCCGGAAGAGCUCGGCUCACGACUGCGCCGUUUGUUUGCUGGAAUUCGAGGACGACGACUACCUGCGGACGCUUCCGACGUGUUCGCACGCGUUCCACGUGGAGUGCAUCGACAUAUGGCUCCGGUCGCACGCGAAUUGCCCGCUGUGCCGCGCGGGGAUCUUCAGGCCGGAGUCGCCGUUCACUCCAUUGAUGGCGGCGAGGAUACGGCCGAGCUUGGACGACCUGAUGUUCGAAAGCGGGAUGUUGGAGCCGUUGGCGGAAAUUCCGCUGGAAUCUGACGUGGCACCAACAGGAGAGAUCACGCAGGAAGCGCCGUCGCCGAGAGGGAAUAGCAACCCAUCAGAAGGCCGUUUCAACGGCCCGGAUUUCCUGCUGAAACGGUCCUACUCUUUCGGUUACGAGAGGAGCAUAGGAUCCGAGAGGCUGAUUCUGGAAGCCACCACCGCGUCUCCCUGGCGCUACCGCAGGGGAGGAUUCUGGAGCAAACGUCCGUCGCCGUUCAGCUCGCUGACGAAGCCGAGAGUGUUCUCCUUCCGGCAAUACAGGGGGACGAUGAAGUCCCCCUUCUUCCGGCGCAGAAGCCUCAGCUUAUUCCCCGGGUCAUCCGGCGGCGGAUGCAGCUCGUCGAGGCGGACCAAGUCGUUCGCCAGCCCGAUGUUCAUGAGAUCGUCCGCGGCCGGUCCCGGCGGAUUCUUCUCGUCGAGCCGGCUACGGAGCGGCGAUCCGGAGGCGCUGCUGUCGCCGGAGAGAUACAACCGGCGGUGAUGCGGAGGGGGACAUGAGAAUUAAAUGCGGCGAUCACCGUUGGACGGAUGGCACAGUAACCGAACGGAGGACCCGCUGAGAUCCGGGUCGGGUGGGACAGAUACGGGCGGGCGACAUUAAUGAGUUUGGCUCGGGGCAGACGUGGAAUUGGGGGCAUUCUGGGCGCUCUCAUUAAAUGGGGAGGCCGGAGAAAAUGGCGUAAAGGAAAAUGGAAAUGCAGUUGCGGCAUUUAAUGGGGAAUUGACCACUCGGGUAAGUAAGUUUGUGGAAAACAUCUUCAUGAAAUGAACUAAUUGAGAGAUCAUUAUAUCAAUAUAAUCAUCUUUUAACAACUUCAUCAACUUUUGAAUUCUCUAAAUCUGGUGUACAUCAUUAGUGGGAGUUGCUUAGUUGAACUG